UAUAAUAUGGAAACAGAUAUUCACAAGGAUAUUUAUAGAAUUUCCCAGAAAAUCAAUAUUUUUCUUCAAUUUCUAACAAUUUCCACUAAUAUCUUCCAUCUAAUUGUUCUCCUUCAAAAAGAGCUUCGUUCCGGAGCAAUAUAUAUUUUGAUGACUGGAAUUUGCUUCUGUGACGUCAUCAAUUUCCUUCUAGACUUUUAUAAUGUUGGAAUCGAGAGAGUUUGGUGGUCCAACCCUUUUUCAUUUAUCGCCACCUGUUUGGAUUUUAAAUAUAUGUAUGUCAGCCCAUUCCAUUAUUCAAUCCAGCAAAUUAUUCGAAUAACUCGUCCCACAGCAACAUGGUUGGCUAUUCUGAUGGCAUUGAUAAGAACGUUAUCAGUAAUGUUUCCAAUGAGCAAUUGGAUUCAGAAUAUUACCAAAUCCAGAAAUGUCGUAUUUAUGAUUUUUGGGGUUUUUGGGUUUUGGACGGUUUUCUAUUCUUGGAGCUUGGUUUUACACAGAGUUGUUUGGUAUCCGGAUGUAUUGAAUAAGGAAUGUUUCUACUACAACCGCGACAAACAAUCCUAUCAGAGAUACGCUCUGGUAAUGGAUAAAACACGUUUUACAUUUUUGUUUAGUAGUGAAAGUUUGGAACCAAUCGUCAGAUUCAUUCCAACGAUUUGCUACCCAAUUCUAACGAUUGCUUUGAUAUUCCAAUUAAGAUCAAUUAAGAAAAAACGAGAGAAUGUUCAGAAGAAUUCAUUAAGUGAUCGAUCGGAUAAAACAACGAAAUUGAUAUUAGCAAUGACUGUUUGUUUCAUGCUUUCUGAAGGAUUGUGUGGGUUGGAUGGGAUAAUAAUACCGAUUUUGAAUAAAAAAAUCCAGAAAAAAUACUCGGAAGAUUUGGCAGAUUGGAUAAAAUUCUUAUUAUCAUCUCAAUAUAUUAUCAUAAGUCUCCGCUGCUUCAAUUCAAUAUCUCAUUUAUUUGUCUGCUAUUCUAUGUCCUCCCAAUACCGUAAUACUUUCAAAUAUGUCUUCUUCCUCCAACGAAAAGCUGAAAUCAAAAUUAUUCCUGUCAAAAGUGUCAAU
Molecule: messenger RNA, 1068 nt
Organism: Caenorhabditis briggsae
Lineage: Eukaryota; Metazoa; Nematoda; Chromadorea; Rhabditida; Rhabditidae
Gene: Cbr-srw-17
Product: Protein CBR-SRW-17
Exons: 3
Cellular component (GO): membrane
Molecular function (GO): G protein-coupled peptide receptor activity
Source: RefSeq, a predicted model, not a curated record